AUGUCAGAAGAAAGGGCAGGUAACAAAUUAAUUCCAGGAAUGAAAGGGGGAAACGAUCCUUAUGAUAGAGCUCACAACAGCAACUCUUAAUAAAACAGAUAUGCCAGCUAAGAACAUAGUGGAUUGGCUGCUUUAAGUAUAUAUCAAGGAGGAUUCUCUCAAACUCUCUCAGCAAACACCUUGAGAAACAGUCAUUCACAGUGGUCUUUCCCUAAAUAAGAUCGUUUCAAUAAAAUCAGGAUAGAUAAUAACGCUAAGUUCCUAUGUCUGCCAGGAACACUUGAUCCAGCGAAAUCAUCAGGAUUCGGAUUCGGAAAUAAAAAUGGUUUAUAGAUCAUAUCUGGAAGAGACUCUCCCCCUCCUAAUUCAUAUAAACUAAGAGGAUAAUUCGAAAAAUUAAAGCCAAAUCAAGGUAAAAGUUUUGGCAUGCCACAUGCAGUUUAUGCUAAGGUUUAUAUACCUGCUAACAAAUACGGUUAAUCAAUGAUAGAGGCUCCUGGACCAGGUACCUAUGAAUAAAAAGGAUUAGUUGGAGUAAAUGCUAAGAAAUUCACUUUAAAGAGCAGAGUUAAACCAGCUGAUAGUGCAACUAGAGAUAACCCUCCUCCAAAUACAUACCACUUAAACUAUAAUCUCUCUGAAUUACACAAGUUUUCAGCUAUUACUUUCGGGUUCGGCAACAGAUGUAAUGACACUCCUGGCCCUGGGACAUACAAGAUAGCUUCAGUCUUUGACAAAUUUAAAAGACUCCCAGCUAAAUAAUACUAUAGCUUUAAAGAAAACGGUGGACUCUCACCUAAGAUGGGUCAGAAAAGGAGCAAAAGUGGAGAUGGUCUGCCAAAUGACUUAGACACUCUAGAUGAAAAUAAUGACCUUUGA
This is a messenger RNA of Stylonychia lemnae, 879 nucleotides long. The record is from the annotation of a GenBank genome assembly. NCBI's taxonomy places the organism in Eukaryota, Ciliophora, Spirotrichea, Sporadotrichida, Oxytrichidae.